Molecule: messenger RNA, 573 nt
Organism: Macrosiphum euphorbiae (potato aphid)
Lineage: Eukaryota; Metazoa; Arthropoda; Insecta; Hemiptera; Aphididae
Source: the annotation of a GenBank genome assembly
AUGAAGGACGCCGACGACUGUUGCGGGACCACCGUUUUCGGGUGUUUUCCGGGCGCGAGGCGCAAAAAUAAACAGCCAAAGGCGAAAUCGCCGCCUCCUGUACAGCACUUACAGGGGGACAGCCCGGGCGGCUCGGUGCAGGCGUUCUACCGGCAAAACCGUGGAAAGUCGUGCCGGAAAAUCAUGCGGUUCAACGGAUAUCCGAACAAAGUUCUUCUUUAUCCGGAAGAAGGAUGGGCACGAAGUGCAGUUUCGAGUUAUUGGACCCUCACGCCAACUUGGUGGAAUCGAAGCAAAUGUAAAGUAGUAGAAGUCACAGGCACUAGGAAGUAUACAACAUUGGCUAAAAUGGUAGACACCGAUACCGGCAACCUUUUUAUCGUCGGUUCAUUUAAUAAACGUACUGAUCCAGAUUUUAAAUUAUGCCUUACGUCCAAUGUGAGCACAGCUGACUUCAACAUGGGCUACAGUAUCACCGGUUCGUUGGAGUGUGGAUCCACAAAAAACAACAGUUUCCAAACAACACAUUUCGCCGUUAUUCGGAGAAGAGAUUUCGAUACAAAUCGGCCGUAA